Girardinichthys multiradiatus is the source of this 2151-nucleotide messenger RNA. RefSeq names its product copper homeostasis protein cutC homolog. Lineage: Eukaryota; Metazoa; Chordata; Actinopteri; Cyprinodontiformes; Goodeidae. The record is from RefSeq and is a predicted model, not a curated record. Gene Ontology annotation, molecular function: copper ion binding. The transcript is spliced from 9 exons. The coding region runs from base 944 to 1699 and encodes 251 amino acids.
AUUCUUAACAGAGAUGAUUCAGUAUUUUUUAUUCACUUGAUGUAAUUUUUUAUAUAGUAUAUUAUGACUGUUAUUGUUUUUAUUUUUUUAUUGUUAGUAUUAACAUAACCUAUAUUUUUAAACUAAGAUUCAAGGGUUUCACAUCUACCCCUAAAUGAUGUUUUAGGCAAACAAAAUAGAUAAAAUAAAUAUGUAUCUAGUUUUUAAAUUUUAAGCUAAAUUAACAUAAUAUUUAGGGGUUUUGUAUCUUUUCAGAGGUGAAUUAAGGCAUGCUUAGGUGCAUUUUAAGCACACUGUGUUUUGUAUUCAUUGGUGUCAUAUUUCAAUUUUCAGAUAUGUUAAUUUGUAUGAGUGAUUGUAAUUAUUAGUGCUGAAAUAUAUAUUAUUUUAUACAAAGACGACUAAUUAGAAUAAUUUAAAUAUACAUUUUAAUGUUUCCAGCCCUAUCUACUUUGAUUUUCAAGGCAAACUUGCCACUACCAAUAUGGCGGAACCGCCGACGUAAAGUAAUGUCGUGUCUGCUCUUUAUUUGUAUAGCCGAGUUAUGGCCAUUGCUAAAAUUUAAUCUCUUGACGUCCCAUGAGUUUGUUUUAAUUCAUUUGUGAAAAACUAAACUGCUUAUCUAAAAUUGUAACUACGUUUAUUCAAAUCAUCAUAAUAAAAAAUACCGUAAUGGCGAUCCGGAGUAGUGUGAGUGUAAAGAUUUAGGCGUAUCUCGCAAGGGCGGUCUCACUCGAACUAGCGCGGGUGGUAGAACAAGUAAACAGAGCACCGCCCGCACAGUUGGAGCGUGUGGUUAGGUUCAACAAUCCGGAAACUGUAGUGGCUGGUCUAGUGGCUCCUACAGAAACAUGUCCUGACUCAAAAUCGCUCCCAAAAGUUUCAUUGGGGUUCGAUCUGUUGACUGGAAAAGGAAGAGCGUCCCCCUGCUCUGACAUUCAUUAUGGCACAGAGCUUUCUAAUGGAGGUCUGCGUGGACUCUGUGGAGUCUGCCGUCAAUGCGGAGCGAGGAGGUGCAAGUCGACUUGAGUUAUGUUCAAGUCUUCUGGAGGGAGGUCUCACUCCCAGUCUUGGUCUGCUACAGAUAGUAAAGCAGUAUAUCAAAAUUCCAGUCUACGUAUUGAUACGGCCUCGCGGUGGGGACUUCCUGUAUUCAGAUCAAGAAGUAGAAGUGAUGAAGAAGGACAUCGAGUUAAUGAAGACCCAGGGAGCCGAUGGUGUAGUGCUAGGCGCCCUGACGGAAGAUGGACGGGUGGAUGCAGAGCUCUGCAUGGAGCUGAUAGCUGCUGCGCGCCCUCUGCCUUUGACCUUCCACCGAGCUUUUGACAUGGUCCAUGAUCCAGCUGUUGCUCUGGAGACUCUGGUAUCGUUAGGAUUUGAGAGGGUGCUGACGAGUGGCUGUGACAGCUCGGCUUUAGAGGGGCUGCCCGUUAUUAAACGGCUCAUUGAUCAAGCAAAAGGUAGAAUAAUUGUAAUGCCAGGAGGUGGUAUUACAGAGAGCAACCUGCAGAGAAUAUUGGAGGGGUCGGGGGCUGAGGAGUUUCACUGCUCAGCACGCUCCAGCAGAGACUCUGCAAUGAAAUUCAGGAACACAUGUGUGACGAUGGGAGCUACAAUCUCAGCGCCAGAGUAUGGCCUGAAGGUGGCAGAUGUCAGCAAAGUCCGGAGUCUGAAUGCAAUUGCCAAAAAUACCUUGUGAUACCUCAAAAAUAUGAAGUUAUUUCCAACUCGCCUCAGUGUUAGUUUUCUUUUACUAAAGCAUUAGCAUUUCAUUUUUACAGCUCAGGGAGAGCACUACUGUCUUAAUGCUGUCUAUGAAGGUUUAUGACUGAGCAGUAAAUCAUUCACAAGUGUGUUUGUCCAUAUAAUUCUGAGGUGUAAACCACAACACAAAACAGAAGAUAGCAGCAUUUCACACAUUUCACUAGAACCUCUGUAACAAAGAAUCAGGAACAUUCAACUACAAAAGAACAUAAAACAAUUUCACAACUAAAUAUAAGUUUCAGAAAAAAAUCACCUUGAACAAUGGUUGAAUUGUUUUGUUUUGUUUGCUUUUAUCAUGGAGUAAUAAAAAUGAUCAGAUCUCUGAAUCUGAGAAAGGGAUGUGUGUGUUUAUAUUCUUGGAAGUAAAACACAUUUGUUGAAAGAAAA